Molecule: messenger RNA, 687 nt
Organism: Drosophila subobscura
Lineage: Eukaryota; Metazoa; Arthropoda; Insecta; Diptera; Drosophilidae
Exons: 1
Coding region: 47-418 (123 amino acids)
Source: RefSeq, a predicted model, not a curated record
UUUCUACACAAAAUAUCCAAAAUUUAAUUCAGGCAAAAUCAAAAAAAUGGAUUAUCUGGAAGAUCUGUCGAAACGCAUUGCCCACUUCCACUGCGAACUCCACACGACCUUUGGUUACUUCAUUAAGGCCGCCUCAUGCAUGGCCUUUGGUGUGAUUCUGGGCUGGUUCAUGAGUCUCGUGGCAUUGGGUAUCUAUAAGCUGGCACUGGUGUUUGGAGCCAAGCCCAUUGUGCUACCCAACGAUGAGGAUGAUGAGAUCGAAAUGGAUCUAAUGGAAGGGUUUCUGCCAGUGGAUACCCGUGAACGGCAGGGCGAUGCGUGGCUGGAGAUGUAUUGGGAGGCACAGCAUCAGCAUCUGAGAACUCAGUCACAGCGGGAGUUGGCAGCAGUGAACCACCAAUCAACUUUGGUCACUUGAAAGUAUCUUUCGAAGUCGUCGCUCCUCUCCAGACAGUCUCGAGUGGCGUCCACAAAAAGCGCUAGAGAGACUUUCUUUCCUUUGUUGCUACUGCACGAAAGACUCCGCCAGUAAUCAUUAGCACAAUUUUCACCAUCGAUGCGAUGUCAUGCGAUGGCUUCCAAAUUCAAUUGCCCUUCGAGGCACACAGCCCCACAAACCCUCCAUAACUCUACGCCCACCGUGUGGUUGGGGUCGGCCUCGGGCUUCAAAAAUUUAAUAAACCAUAU